UGGAAUGCACAGCGCAAUGCAUCAUUAAUCAACACUUGGCUAUUGAAGUCAGUGCGGACUAACUAGCUUACCGGAAGUUUCCUUCCACUACGUUCAUUAAACUCUCCCGGUAGUCUACCAACAACAACAAAUACACCUGGCGUAUAGAUCGAACACAUGUUAUCAAUGCUGGGGACGAUGUGUAAAUCUACGCAGAAUCAAGCCGUUUACCACAGUUGACUGCAUUCGAUUGUUCACUGGAUCUGUUGGACACAAACCACUCUGUUCAGCAUGCAAACUUUUUUAGUCCUGGAUUGACCAGCGAUUGGGCUAGUUCUUGGCUUAGGUUUAGAGUAUUCUUUCUUGCGCUAAUUAGAAUCGGGCCAAUCAAACGAACAUCUGCGCAGCCAGCUGAGUAGAUGAGCCUGCCUCAUGAGGUUCAGCUUCGGAGCGAUUCCGUUCUUCGGCGAUAGUAUGAGCUAUCAGGUCUCCGAAGAGCGCCAUGAGGACACCACGGAUCUGUACCAACCUGAGCGGCCACCGCGGAAAUCCAGCCCGGAACCAUUCUACGAAAACACCGGACCACCAGCCCUGCCCGUGUUUGGCCGCAGGACACGAAGUGACCUGAAUUUGGCACAAACCAACAGUGGCACCUCCGACGGGUACGUGGAACCGGAAACGUUGAAAGCCUCGUCGGCGGCCAUCGUUCCACUGUCCUCAACCAAGCCAACCGUACGAAUCCGCAGCAUACCAUCGGUUCUGCCACCGAUUCCACCGCGACCUCCGCUCGACUCGGACGCCCACUCGGACGUCACCGACCGGCGAGCCAUAUCCGAGACGCACCCGUACGACAUCUCCAAGAGCAUCGCCGAGUCCGCGAUGGACAUUUCCCUGCUGACGGCCAACGCCAACCAGCUGCGGCUGCUCAUAACCUACAACCAGGGCUCGCAGACGUACCUGGCCUGCAUCACGUUCAUCAUCAUGUCGCUGGUGCUGCAGAUGCUGGUGGCCGUCACCAUGAUCAUCGUUUCGCUCACCAAGAAGAACCUUCCGGAAGCAAAGCGGCAGAAGCUGAAAAUUAUCACCUCCGUCGGGGUGGCCAUCAUUACGAUGAUCAACAUCCUGGUGGCGUCGCUGGUCGUGGCCGAACAGAACCCGGCGGUUAUGGCUGGGAUGAUAGAUGCGGUUACGAUGGCCAGUGUCAGUACGACCGCAGCAGGAACCACGACGACGACGCCGAUGGCCAUCACCAGCAGUGAAGCGGCGGCUGUGGUGGAGUGAUUCGGAAUGGGGGGAAAGUU
This is a messenger RNA of Culex pipiens pallens (northern house mosquito), 1280 nucleotides long. RefSeq lists its product as uncharacterized. NCBI's taxonomy places the organism in Eukaryota, Metazoa, Arthropoda, Insecta, Diptera, Culicidae. Gene Ontology annotation, cellular component: membrane. Gene Ontology annotation, biological process: tissue regeneration; cell adhesion. Bases 412 to 1260 code for a protein of 282 amino acids. The record is from RefSeq and is a predicted model, not a curated record. The transcript is spliced from 3 exons.